Procambarus clarkii (red swamp crayfish) is the source of this 3466-nucleotide messenger RNA. RefSeq names its product gamma-tubulin complex component 2. Gene Ontology annotation, cellular component: gamma-tubulin complex; centrosome; equatorial microtubule organizing center. NCBI's taxonomy places the organism in Eukaryota, Metazoa, Arthropoda, Malacostraca, Decapoda, Cambaridae. Gene Ontology annotation, biological process: microtubule nucleation; spindle assembly; mitotic cell cycle. Gene Ontology annotation, molecular function: microtubule minus-end binding; gamma-tubulin binding. The record is from RefSeq and is a predicted model, not a curated record.
GAUGUGGCACCGCCGCCUUUAUUAUGACUGAGAGUGGCGGGUAAAGUGUUGCUCGCCUUCAUGUAAGCUGGCCCCAGCCACUUGGUCGUCGUCGCUCUCAACCAACAACUUCAUGUAAGCAGCCCUAUCACACACAAGCACAAGCUCUGCAGAACUUCACUUGGUCAUCAUGAGUGAAUUUAAAAUUCAUCACCAUGUGAGUGAGCUGUUUUCCAUUUUAGGGAUCCAAUCAGAUGCUGCUGAGAAAUACACAGAAACCUUAGGUCAGUCUGUUCAGAGAUAUAUGAACACACAAGUGUCGGCUUCAAGUGCAGUGCGCAUCUUGUCUGAGAAUGCCCCUGACCCACAAGCCUUCCUCAGUAAAUAUGAUGAACUCAAGAGUCGCAACAUUCGAGAUUUGGACCCAUUAGUAGUGUUCCUGAGUGGUCUGGUAGAAGAUGAAACUGUGCGAAAGGCAGUGGAAGGUAGCUCAAAGUUGAGAUUGCAAGAGGAUGGUAUGACACUUAUGACAAUUCCCUCGAUUGUUUCCGACAUUGAACAUGCUGUUGAGACAAAGCUGUCCAGGGAUCAGCUCAAUGAGCUCAGGGACCGAUUGCUAAGGGAAUCACAGGUUACACAUGCCCCCAGUGAAGCCCUACAGAGUGUAGAAAGGGGAGAAAGGAGAACUGUACGUUUAGGGCCUCCGACUCCAAGCUGGUUAACAUCAAGACCAUAUCUCUCACUAGAUUUUGUGAAUCUGGAACAUAGACAAGAGCUUGGGGCACUAGGAGAUAUAGCAUCAACGUCACAGGAGCACCAGCUGAUAGAGGAUGUGUUGAGUGUGAUGAUGGGAAUUGAAGGGAUGUACAUCACAGUUCAACCCCCUACCAAACAUUAUGAUCCCCCUGAGUUUACAGUUGAUCCUUCUGUAGAACCAUCCCUAAGUACACUGGUGAGUCGAAUCCUGCCUUUAUGUGGUUACUACUCUCAGCUUAUAAGAUUUGUUGAAAACAAGAGUUGCUACCACCAUGGGCUGGUGAACCAGGCACUGUCUGCAGCUAUAACAAACCUCAUCAAGGACUAUAUGCUGCUGGUGACACAACUAGAAGAACAGCACCAACAUUGGGCUCUCACCCUGCAUAAGCUUUAUUUCUAUGUGGAGAAGACAAUGUCAGUCAUGGAUAUGCUAGCGUGUGUAACAAAAGUGAUCAACAAAUCCGAGGCCCAUGGUGGAGCAGUUCUAAGCAUCCUUCAUGACCGCACUGUCAGCCUCACAGGUUGUGGACAGCUUCAGGAUGUUAUGGUCUUUCUGACACAGUCUGCAGCUGUUCCUUAUAUGAAUAUGCUGGCUAAAUGGCUGUACAGAGGCAUUAUAAAUGACCCAUAUAAUGAGUUCAUGGUGAUAGACAGAGAGAGUGGUGGGGAAGAGAAUGAAGAGGAAGAUCUGGCUGAUGAUUACUGGGAAAAGCGUUAUACAACAAUUCCCCAAAACAUUCCUACAUUUCUACAGGUUCAUGCAAAUGUCAUUCUUCGUACUGGAAAAUACUUAAAUGUUAUCAGACAAUCUGAUCAUAGUGUAGUGUGUCCAGAUCAAGAGGAACUUGUAUAUAGUGUGCGUGAUCGGUCAUAUGCAGAAGUGAUUGAACGAACAUACAAUUUUGCUUCCAAGCGACUACUGGAGCUGCUGAUGAAAGAAAAGGACCUGAUGGGCCGAUUAAGAUCUGUGAAACAUUACUUCCUAUUAGACCAAGGUGAUUUUGUUGUCCAGUUAAUGAGCUUAUGUGAGGAUGAGUUGAGUAAGAAUAUUGAUGAUGUUGUGCCCACAAGACUUGAAUCACUGUUGGAGUUAGCACUACGAACAUCAGCAGCCAAUUCCGAUCUAUAUAAAGAUGACAUUGAAUGUGACCUACAACCUAUAACCCUGAUGAAUCAAAUGUUAAGGAUUCUGAGCAUUGAGACAGAGGCUGAACGAGACUACUACCCACAGGAGGAGCGUCUGCAACUAACUGGACUUCAGGGGUUUUCACUUGGUUAUCGGGUAACGUGGCCGGUGUCACUAGUACUGGAUCGCAAAACUAUAGCGUGCUACCAGAUGAUCUUCAGACAUCUCUUUUAUUGCAAACAUGUGGAGAAAUUGCUGUGCAGAGUUUGGGUUAGUAAUAAGGUGGCCAAAAGCUUUCCUCUGUCAGCCUCCCGCACCUACACUGCAGCUUUUGCUUUAAGACAGCGGAUGCUCAACUUCAUUCAGAAUAUUGAGUAUUAUAUGAUGUUUGAAGUAAUUGAGCGCAACUGGCAGACGUUCAUUAAUAAAAUGCAAAAGGUGGAGAAUGUCGAUGAAGUGCUUGCAUUCCAUAAUGAUUUUCUGAAUGGAUGCUUAAAGGACUGCAUGCUAACUUCACCAGAACUGCUGCGCAUGAUCUCCAAACUUACCAGCAUUUGUGUCAGUUUUGCCAAUUUUAUUGAGAGAAUGAGAAAGUACUACUUGGAAGCGGAACUAUGGAUGUCUGAUGAACGAAGAGACUCAUUAGAUCGCGAGGAGUCCCCUGAGCCAGCGACGACACAUGAAGACAGCCAAAGCUUUGAGCAGACCAUAUCAAGGUUUGAGCUUCAGUUCUCUGGCAUGAUCUACACACUAAUGGAGAGAAUCUCAGAAAUGGGUCGGGACAAUUACAAUGAUGCAUUGGUUAAUGUAAUAUAUAGAUUGGACUUCAAUAUGUACUAUGCCAAGAAGCAUGAGCACCUCCGAAUGGCAACGUCUCCAGAAACAUCACUGGAUUAUAACAGUGGUCCUGUUUCAGCUGAAUAUGAUAGUCAACACAUUUAGAAACUUCAGUGAAUUUUCUUUUAGAAAAUAUUCAGUGAAUCAUGCCGCAUUAUUUUCCUGCAUUUAGCUGACAGCCACAAAUUUGACAGGCCUUUUGAGCACAAGGAACCUGCAUUUUGUCAUUUCCUAAAUUAUUUAAUAUAAUUUGAAGAUUGCAAGAGUGUACAAGUUAACAAACAUGCAACAUUUAAAUUUUUUUAUAAAUCCAUAAUUUUCGGCAAGAUAAAGUUGGAAGCUGAAUAGAUUCCUUGGGUCAUGCUAAAGUACAGACCUGGAUUAAAUAAAUAAUUUAAGGAUAAAUGUAGCCUUUUGGAAAUGAAAUACUUAAAUUUUAAUUUGCAUGAGAGGGAUGUGCAUAUACAAGUCUAUUUAUCUUCAUAGUUUGAAUCAUUCAUCUGGAACCAUUGGGUUAUAAUUGUAUUGAAUAUGCUAAGUAAAAGCAGGUGUAUGUAACUAGUAUUUAUCUCUGGAAUAUUAAUCUGUACAGGGUAUCUAUAAAAUGCCAUGUACUUCCCAGAUGAAAAAUGUUUGCCGAGACAGGAUUUAAAGGAUUUCUGAUAACACAAAGUAUCACUUUUGUGAAUUAGUAUAAUUAAACAUUACAAAUAUUAAUACAAUACUGUAGUAAACAUUGUACAUUACAAUAUAAUUUAACAGUAAAAA